Lobosporangium transversale is the source of this 1074-nucleotide messenger RNA. RefSeq lists its product as hypothetical. The record is from RefSeq and is a predicted model, not a curated record. The coding region runs from base 41 to 1054 and encodes 337 amino acids. Gene Ontology annotation, cellular component: core mediator complex; mediator complex. The transcript has 4 exons. NCBI's taxonomy places the organism in Eukaryota, Fungi, Mortierellomycota, Mortierellomycetes, Mortierellales, Mortierellaceae. Gene Ontology annotation, molecular function: transcription coregulator activity. Gene Ontology annotation, biological process: regulation of transcription by RNA polymerase II; termination of RNA polymerase II transcription.
UCAUUCCAAGGCUAGGCGUUUUGAGGUCAACAAGAAGUUCAUGUCAGUACCGGGAUCAACGUCAGGAGGAGCCUCAUUUGAGUGCAGUCUAACUGGGACUGUACUUCCAGGACAGUUUCAACGCCUAUACGAUCGACUGCUUGGACUGUGUGAACAUGCUGCACAUUCAAAGAUGUUUGAGCACGAGAUGCUCUUUACCCCUGCUAUCCAGAGACCCAUCUACGCGGCUAGAAAUGACGAUGUUCAUCUUCGACUGCGUGUCAAGUUGACUAUUUUAGAUCAAUCUAAAAAGCAGAUACAUAUAUUAGAUGAUGGCGGCAAUAGGAAAAAACAGAAAAAUUCCAGGGACGCACAUGAUACGGAUGUCAACAGCAAUAACAAUGGUGCCCAAGACACGAAUCAAAGCGAGGCAUCCGUAUUAGCAGUUGGUGAUAUGUCAUCCAUUAUAGAUAGUGGGAUGACAUCUAAUACACAAGACACUGAGGAUACAAUCGCACAAAUGUCCACCGAUCCAACAGCGACAUCCCAGUCAAUUACAACACAAGAACAACAAUGGCAGCAGCAGCAAGACGCGUCAGCCAACAUGACCACAUCCAACGGAGGAUCUUUACAAGUAGGGUCAUCUUUACGACAUUAUGGGCCAAAAACAAUAGUUACCAGACAGUAUCGACUGUGUCAAUAUGGGCACCCAGAGCCGGGUAGGACUAUUGUCGUUCGAUCCGUUAUCCUGGUCAAAAUCCAUGGUGAUGCAUUUGGGUUUUUAUCAUUGCUAGGCUACGGAUUUGAGGAUGAAUUUGUUUGCAGAGGAUACAACUUCAUGUUCAACAACAUUUGCAGGAUAUCUGUCUUUCGAAAGUAUAAGCUCUCUAAGCAGCAUGAUCCAUUCUCAGCCAUUGUACCAGAGGAAGAGGCAUCGGGGAGCAAUACUGCAGAGACUGCGUCCCCAUGGCUAGUCGAAAUCGCAUCAAGUUUUGUUUCGCAAGAGAACGUCAACGGGAUGUCGGACGAGAUCAAUAGUGUCAGAAACUUGCUUGCUGGAUCUGUAGUGUUUUGAACUCCAUUAGUUUAUAGCAG